UACGCGCGCCGCACACUCUCCUCCGCCGGAGAGAGAAAGCGGCAGCAGGAGGCAUGGCGAGGGAAAUUUGACAAGCCAAAGCGGCACCCAGAGGGGUGGGGUGAGGGAUGGCGAGCGGCCGCUCUGCCUAAGCGGACAAAAGAGCCGGGGAUGGCGAGGAGCAGGGGGCGUGCACGUGGGGACCAGAGGCGCUUCCUGCAUCUCCCUUUUGUUGUAGCAGGCAGGAGGUGAGCGCAAAGCGAAGAGGAGAGGCUGGGUGCCGAAGAGGGAGGAUCUCUCUCUCCAUCCUUCUGGAGAGGAUGGCAUGGACUGGAGGAGCACCGCACAAUUAUUCCACCGGCCUCCCAGCACUGGGUCCAUCAGGGGUCCCCCAAGUGUCUCAGGAGACAUUGCCAUCUGCCACCAGCUGAGGUAAAAAGGAAAUGACUAAGCCAAGGCUACCCAGAACAUCCAAGAGUGAGAUGGGAUUUGAACUCAGGGCAUCCAGGAUCAAAGCCAACAUCCUAUGUAUUGUACUACACUGCCUCUCGUAUUGAGCCCAACCAUGGCUGGAGAUUCUAGAAUCUUCAUGAGCCAGGACAUGGAAAUUGGUGUCACUCCAAGAGAGUCCAAGAAGAUUCCCAAACAAGCCCGGGAUGAUAUCCCAAUUGCCACCGAUCGAACACGUCUGCUGGCAGCAGAAAUCAAGAAGCCACGCCAACGCUACAUGGAAAAGAGUGGCAAGUGUAAUGUGCACCACGGAAAUGUCCAGGAAACUUACCGAUAUCUCAGUGACCUUUUUACUACUUUGGUGGACCUCAAAUGGCGCUUUAACCUUCUUGUCUUCACCAUGGUCUACACUAUCACUUGGUUGUUUUUUGGGUUCAUUUGGUGGCUCAUUGCCUACAUCCGAGGAGACCUAGACCAUGCAGAAGAUGAAGACUGGAUCCCUUGCGUGGACAAUCUCAGUGGAUUUGUCUCAGCAUUUCUGUUUUCCAUUGAGACAGAGACCACCAUUGGUUAUGGCCACAGGGUCAUCACUGAAAAAUGCCCUGAGGGUAUCAUCUUGCUUUUGGUUCAGGCUAUCCUGGGCUCCAUUGUCAAUGCAUUCAUGGUGGGAUGCAUGUUUGUGAAGAUCAGCCAACCAAAGAAGAGGGCAGAGACCCUCAUGUUUUCCAACAAUGCUGUGAUUUCUAUAAGGGAUGAGAAGUUGUGUCUCAUGUUCCGGGUCGGAGACUUGAGGAAUUCCCACAUAGUCGAGGCUUCCAUUAGGGCGAAACUGAUAAAAUCCAAACAGACCAAAGAAGGGGAAUUCAUCCCCUUGAACCAGACGGACAUUAAUGUGGGGUUUGACACUGGGGAUGACAGGCUGUUUUUGGUGUCGCCGCUUAUCAUCUCUCAUGAAAUCAAUGAGAAGAGCCCUUUUUGGGAGAUGUCCCGUGCUCAGCUGGAGAAAGAGGAGUUUGAAAUCGUGGUCAUUUUGGAAGGGAUGGUGGAAGCCACCGGAAUGACCUGCCAGGCACGAAGCUCCUACAUGGACACAGAAGUCCUCUGGGGACACCGCUUCACCCCUGUGCUUACCUUGGAGAAGGAUUUCUACGAGGUGGACUACAACAGCUUCCACAACACAUACGAAACCAACACACCUGCAUGCUGUGCCAAAGAACUGGCCGAAUCUUUCAAAGAGGGGCGUCUCCUCAACCACUUAUCCAGUGCCAACCUUUUGGGUGGUGGGGAAUUGGAGAAAGGAAAAGAGGGAGAGAGAGAAGAUCAGGAAGAGGAGAACCUCAACGAGAAGGAGGAGAACAGAUCUGAAGAGCAGCCGGUCACUGAGCUGAAUGGAGCGAAUGGGUUGGCGGGAGAGGUGAAGGACACCAUGACUGUAUAACACAAAAAGACUUGCUGAACUAUAGACUUGCCACAGUCGGAAGCGGCAUGAGGGUCAGAGUGGCGAGCUUGGGGAACUUCAGAAUAGAGGACAAUGUUUUUGUUCCCAGUUGUAUUCCCAACUCAGAUGGGCUUCUCCAUAUUGUUGGGCCUUUCCCCUUCCAGUCUGCAAAAAUGCUACAGGAACGUACUCACCAUUUUGAGAUCCAUGGGAAAUUAAAACAAAAAGUACUAGAUAAGCUGUGUUAUAAUAAUAAUAAUUAAUAAUAAUAAUAAUGAAGAAUAAUAAUAAUAAGUAUUGACAUGUCACGGUUUCUAUGAAUGCCUCUCUUCAGGGUGUAUGUUUUUAAAACUCCCUGCUCAGUCAAAGGAAUGUAGCUGCAAAGCUUUUCCAUCCUUAACUCAGUGCAAUGUAGACAUUAACUACUGAAUAAACAGAGAGAAAGGGAAAGGUUGGGGAAUCUUCUGAAUUCAGCCAAGAGUUUUCUCACACAUCUUGUGUGGAAGUAUGUCAGUGGCAUUUUGCCUUCGGAAUCUUUUCCACUGGGACGAAUCUCGAUAGGCCACAAUAUCACUGCAAUAUAUCCUUAGAAUCAAUCAUGCUGUUUGAGAUAAAAGCCGCUGCUACAGAUCCCCUCUUGUUUUAUGACUUCUGUAAUGGCAGUCAAUAAUAUUCUGUUCCCAACCCAAUGAAGAAGUUAGUUGUCCCUGAA
Messenger RNA from Hemicordylus capensis (graceful crag lizard), 2579 nucleotides. It is a transcript of the gene KCNJ5, whose product is annotated as potassium inwardly rectifying channel subfamily J member 5. The record is from RefSeq and is a predicted model, not a curated record. Gene Ontology annotation, biological process: potassium ion import across plasma membrane; regulation of monoatomic ion transmembrane transport. The transcript is spliced from 4 exons. Lineage: Eukaryota; Metazoa; Chordata; Lepidosauria; Squamata; Cordylidae. Gene Ontology annotation, cellular component: plasma membrane. Gene Ontology annotation, molecular function: G-protein activated inward rectifier potassium channel activity. The coding region runs from base 506 to 1867 and encodes 453 amino acids.